AGGGUCUGAAUACGUAUGCCAAGCACAUGAAGGACAUUCUAAUGGCUGCAUCCAGAAAUGUAAUACAAAUGAUCCAUUGCAUCAAAGUGGUUUUACCAUGGGGACUUCAGAUAAAAAGAGCUGCCAGUUUUAGCCAUGCCUGCUACAAAAAUAUAUCUUCAGAUUUUGCUGCCAGAGCCCUCUCUGCAAAUACAGUGGAACUUCUUGGCCAGACUUAUUUCUCAGAUAACUACGGCAAUGUUACCAAGAAAAUUCUUUCCAAGGUGGGGAUAAAUUUGCACAACCAAAGAAAUCAUCCUUUGUGGUUGAUUAAGGAGCGUGUGAAAAACCAUUUCUACAAGCAGUACUUGGGACGUUCUCGGACCCCACUGUUUUCAGUGUACGAUGAUAUGUCUCCAGUGGUCACAGUAGAACAAAACUUUGAUAGACUGCUUAUUCCACAAGGCCAUCCUAGUAGGAAGAAAGGGGAUAACUACUACUUGAAUCAUACUCACAUGCUAAGAGCUCACACAUCUGCCCACCAGUGGGACUUGAUACAUGCUGGACUUGAUGCAUUUUUGGUUGUGGGAGAUGUUUAUCGUCGUGAUCAGGUUGAUAGCACCCAUUAUCCAGUCUUCCAUCAAAUGGAAGGUGUCCGGCUCUUCUCCAGCUAUGAAUUGUUCAGCAAUGUCAGUGAUGGAGAAAAUUGUUGCUUGUUUGAACAAGGACACCGUACACCACAUAAGCAAGAGAUGCACACCAUGGAAGCAGCAAAGCUUGUGGAACACAAUUUGAAAAUGACACUCACGAAACUUGUGGCUCAUCUCUUUGGUGAUGGACUCAAGAUCAGAUGGGUGGACUGCUAUUUUCCAUUUACUCACCCUUCCUUUGAGAUGGAGAUCAACUUUCAAGGAGAAUGGAUGGAGGUCUUGGGUUGUGGGGUGAUGGAGCAGCAGCUAGUUAACUCAG
Molecule: messenger RNA, 948 nt
Organism: Python bivittatus (Burmese python)
Lineage: Eukaryota; Metazoa; Chordata; Lepidosauria; Squamata; Pythonidae
Source: RefSeq, a predicted model, not a curated record